Molecule: messenger RNA, 581 nt
Organism: Andrographis paniculata
Lineage: Eukaryota; Viridiplantae; Streptophyta; Magnoliopsida; Lamiales; Acanthaceae
Product: auxin-induced protein 15A-like
Exons: 1
Coding region: 15-431 (138 amino acids)
Biological process (GO): response to auxin
Source: RefSeq, a predicted model, not a curated record
UUACAACAUAAGACAUGUGGUGGUUGUAUGUCCUGAAAGAACUAUACGACACCAUAUCCAAACUACAACCAGCAACAACUACACUAAUCUUUCUAACCUUUCACUUCAUACACAAACGCAUCUUCUUACAACUUUCACCUUCUUGGCUAAUACAUCUGACAAUGGCAAUCGUACAAAAGCUUAGAAGGUCUUUAUCAAGCCAAAGAAGAUCGGCGGAAGUUCCAAAGGGGCACUUGGCGGUUUAUGUUGGGGAGAACGAUGAAAAGAAGCGCUUCGUCAUUCCGGUGUCCUAUUUGAACCAUUUGUUGUUUCAAGAAUUAUUGCUUCAAGCUGAGGAAGAAUUCGGAUUUCAUCAUCCAAUGGGAGGCCUCACCAUCCCGUGCAGCGAGGAUUUAUUCAUCGAUCUCACCUCUCGCUUGAGACCAUUGUAACGAAUAUAAGUAGAUAGACAAAUAGAUAUUAAAGAUACCCAACUAUAUUUCUUCUGUUUUUUUCAUAAUUUUUCAGUCUCGGAUCCUUUUAGACUUCAAUGGAUAUUUGUAUAUGAGCAAUGAAUGUAAUAUUUAGACAAAGAUUAUAGA